Messenger RNA from Adineta steineri, 420 nucleotides. NCBI's taxonomy places the organism in Eukaryota, Metazoa, Rotifera, Eurotatoria, Adinetida, Adinetidae. The record is from the annotation of a GenBank genome assembly.
AUGGCCAGCUUACUUCGACAAGGAAAUCGUAAUGAACCUCCUGUAUCUGCAGCUAGUCAACGUACACUACCAAUACCAACUGAGUAUAGUCGUUCAAAAAAAUCAGAUAAACCAGCAUCUAAUACAUGGGAAGCAGGACAAGUAUGGAUUCAAAAUAUUGCAAAAGAAGAUUCAGCAAGAAAACAAUGGGAAAAAAUGCAUGGAUGGAUGGCUGAUUAUGAUGCUAAAGCCAAUAUUAAACCAAGAAAACGUAUAGCAGAAAAUGUUACACGUUUUUCUAAUACGGUUCCUAAUUCUCGUGGUCAUGAUUAUGGUUGGCGUUUAGAAAGUGAUUUAGGACAAGAAAUAAAUAAUUUACAAGGACGUCUUAAUAUGCAAUAUAAAAAACAACGAUCAAAAGAAAUACUUGGUUAUGAUUGA